Messenger RNA from Cydia splendana, 1188 nucleotides. RefSeq names its product allergen Tha p 1-like (gene CSP8). Lineage: Eukaryota; Metazoa; Arthropoda; Insecta; Lepidoptera; Tortricidae. The record is from RefSeq and is a predicted model, not a curated record. The coding region runs from base 65 to 436 and encodes 123 amino acids. The transcript is spliced from 3 exons.
UGGGUCAGUAGUGCUAUAAAACGGGGAGUUGAUAGGUCAGGAUUCAAUCUAUUACUGUAAAAACAUGAAGGUAGUACUAGUGUUGUGCAUACUGGCGCUGGCGGCGGCGCGCCCUGAUGAGGGUUACAGCACUCGAUAUGACAACUUCGAUGCACAAGAACUGGUUGAUAACGUGCGUCUACUGAAGAGCUACGGCAACUGCUUCUUAGACAAGGGGCCUUGCACGGCUGAGGGGAGCGACUUUAAGAAACUCAUCCCUGACGCCCUAAAGACGAGCUGUGCGAAAUGCUCGCCGAAGCAACGCCACCUCAUCCGAAUUGUGACCAAGGGCUUCCAGGCCAAGCUGCCUGAGCUGUGGAAGGAACUGGUCGCCAAGGAAGACCCCAACAACGAGUACCAUGACACCUUCAACAAAUUCCUCAACGAAUCUGACUAGAGCCAAAGCAGACAUACAGAUGUAUUGCAUAAUUGUUUACCGUCGUAUUUUAUCGGAAAUGUUCGUAUUUGUCAUGCUACUUCGGUCAACCUCAGUAACUACUUUUUGUAUUGAGACUGACUGGAAUAGCAAGACACGUUCAGUCGUUCAUACGUUUUGUCAAAAUAUGAUGGAAAAUAAUUAUAUGUACUACAUCUGUUCAUAUAUACUCGUAUUACCUAUACCUUCCUGACAGCAUAAAAAGAAUAAGUCGACAACAUAGAUAUACUACUGCAUGCUGUACUGAUUCUGUUUGCCACGUCAAUAGGGGCUUAGACUUUGGUCUCGGGUUGACGUAGCAUGCUGCGUACUGAGGUGCAGCGACUAACCCCCUAAUUCAUAAACGUUUACUAAAGUUGACAGGCCGAUAAAAAACGUUUGUCCCUAUCCAUCAUACCAAUACGUCGGAAAGGGACAAAUAUGAAUAAGGGGGAAAGUAUUUACCUCACCAAAUAGGUGUUAGAAAAAUACGUACAGAAAUGCAAAGUAGGUAUAUUGUGCCAAACGCACUGCUCUUAAAGGGAAACUAAGGCGUUGAAAACAUUUCACCGCGUUUUAAGUUUAUUUUUUUAACUAUGGAAACUUUGUUAUUAUAGAAAAGUAAUUGUACUAUGAACAUCACAGGUAUUUUUUAAGUUAUUAAAUUAUUUUUGUUUAUUUAUUUUGGAGGUGUGUUUUUUGUUUACGAUUUGAAAUAAAUGAAUAUUUUGCAA